Messenger RNA from Hordeum vulgare subsp. vulgare (domesticated barley), 1021 nucleotides. RefSeq names its product germin-like protein 1-3. Gene Ontology annotation, biological process: regulation of root development; plasmodesmata-mediated intercellular transport. Gene Ontology annotation, molecular function: manganese ion binding. The coding region runs from base 78 to 755 and encodes 225 amino acids. Lineage: Eukaryota; Viridiplantae; Streptophyta; Magnoliopsida; Poales; Poaceae. The record is from RefSeq and is a predicted model, not a curated record. The transcript has 2 exons. Gene Ontology annotation, cellular component: plasmodesma; cell wall.
UACUUCACCACAUAGCUAACUACCUAGCGCUGCACUAACCAACCAGUAGCCAACUAAUUAUUAAGGAGAACUGGUCCAUGGCGCCCAAGCACCUCCCCGCCAUCCUCCUCGCCGCCUGCGCCACCCUUCUGGCCCUCGCCGUGCCCUUGCUCGCCGGCGACCCCGACAUGCUCCAGGACUUCUGCGUCGCCGACUACAAAUCCCUCGACGGCCCACUGCGGCUGAACGGGUUCCCGUGCAAGAGGCCGGAGAACGUGACGGCGGACGACUUCUUCUCCUCGGCGCUGGCACUCCCGGGAAACACCGGAAACCCGGUCGGCUCGGCGGUGACGGCGGCGAACGUGGAGAAGCUCCCGGGGCUCAACACUCUCGGCGUCUCCAUGUCCCGCGUGGACUACGCACCGUGGGGCGUGAACCCGCCGCACACCCACCCGCGUGCGACCGAGAUCAUCUACGUGCUUGAGGGCUCCCUCGAUGUCGGUUUUAUCACCACCGCCGGCAAGCUCUUCGGCCGCACCGUCUGCAAGGGUGAGGUUUUCGUCUUCCCCCGGGGCCUCGUCCACUACCAGAAGAACAACGGCGGCCCACCCGCCAUGGCUGUAUCAGCAUUCAACAGUCAGCUGCCGGGCACACAGUCCCUCGCCGUGGCGAUGUUUGGUUCCUCGCCACCGGUGCCAACCGACGUGCUAGCCCGAGCGCUCCAGAUCGACGGCGGCCUGGUGGAGGCCAUCAAGUCCAAGUUCCCGCCAAAGUAACUAGCCACGAGGUUGUUUCUGUUUGGGUCGGCUCUACGUGCGUACGUGCUGCUAAUAAUAAUAACGAGGAACCACGUAAAAGUGCGGUUUUAAUUCAUUUGCUUGAGAAUAUCUUUUGUGUAGUACACUCUGAUUCUUUUGUGUCGGUGCAUGUUUAGUGAAGGGCCUCGUCGGAUUUACUGUUUAUUGUUGCUUUUUUUUUUCUUGAUAUAUAAAACCAACUGGAUGUGCCGUUGUUGCUGAAUGAAUGUGCCGAAUUGCUUGAA